Molecule: messenger RNA, 3042 nt
Organism: Serpula lacrymans var. lacrymans S7.9
Lineage: Eukaryota; Fungi; Basidiomycota; Agaricomycetes; Boletales; Serpulaceae
Exons: 3
Coding region: 1-3042 (1013 amino acids)
Source: RefSeq, a predicted model, not a curated record
AUGAACGCCGAGCUCAGCGAAGACCACCCGUUUGUAUUGGAGCUGACUAGUCUGCAUAACACCGCAGCACGUUUUCAGCAUGAAGCACAUAUAGCCGCCGUCAAGCUCCAGAGACAUUCACUGGAUACCUCCCAUACCCUCGAACGCAUACAUAUUCUGGAACGUGAAAAUGCGCACCUUACAGAGGAAAUCACCUUAUUGCGCGCCCAUCCAGAUAUAACGCCCCAUCCAGCUUCUCUGCAGGUGCAAGAACUUACACUUGCUUUGAGACGCGUUUCCGACAAGCUUGACCUCGCAGAGGAUGCCUUACUUACGCGGACAGCUGAGCUGGCCUCUGUCCGAAGUGAUCUAGUAAAAGCAGCUCAAGAUGUCGAAGGAGCGUUUGAGCUAGCUGCUCGCAUGCGUGCCAGAGAAGAGGAGAGCAAGGUACGAGAAAGGGAUCUCGAAAUAAAGGCCCGAGCCGCAGAGGAGGAGCGAAAAAUGGCUGAUCUCGUUGUCCAAGAGUAUGCAGACCUGGUGAGGUCUAUAGAAGGCAGACCGGGCUCAAACUCAUCUCUCCCUUCCUCCCUCCACGCCCUCCACACCAAUGGCUUAGCUCACAGUUCAUCUUCUAAUGUGACUCUAGUGGACAGUCUCCACGAAGGCAAGUCUGGUCUGCAUAAACUGUUGACAGAAUUCAAUAGCGAGACCGAGAAACUGGAAGCUGUAAUCAGCCAACUGCAAGGGAAAGUAUCCGUUUUGGAAACGAAACUAGAAUCAGAACAGAAAACUUCCAAACGUGAUCGCUUCCUACUUUCUCAUGCUCAAACAGAGCUGGAUAAAGCUCGAAUGGACGAUAACACGGCGGCGAAAAUGGUCUCCCGUUACAUGAAAUUUUCUCAGUCGUCUACUGAUGCGCUUCAAAAGGCAAUGGAGGCUCUCAGGGCCCGACAUGCAGGCACUGUCAACACUCUCAGCGCCCAGAUUAACCAGUUAGAGCAUUCUUUAGGUGUGGAACGACGCCAAGCGGGUAGGCUACGUGAUGCACUGGAUGAGCUGUCCUUCGACAUUGCCCGUGAAACGUACGGUCGCAGACGUGAGAUAUCGCUGCGUCUGGCACUCCUUGCCCGCGAGGAAAGUAUCACCGAAGGGCUGCGUCGUUGGUCCCGCAGGGCUCAGGAGUUAUUCGAGCGCUCUACUUCAGGCCAGGAUGGCGAGAUUACUCUGCGUUCUUCCUUCGAGCGGGCUGUACAGGAUGCCGAAGGCUUAUUAGACGCGCUCGAUGGCGGGGAAUUUUCGCUUGAUGGCUGUUCUGCUGGUGCACUUGCACGAGUUGUAGCGGCCCGAGAUGCCGUGUCAGCACUCACCCACGAGCUGCAGGCAGAAACAGAGAGGCGAAUGGAGCUAGAGAAACAAGUUGGACAUUUGCUUCUGGUAGCGCCUCCUACUUCUCCUCCUAUAGCUCCUGAGUUAGUGCCGUCACUGCAUUCACCUAUUUCUCGAUCCGACUCAGGAGCAAGGAUAUCUUCCUCUGCUACGCUGAUCAAUGACCCACCGAGCCCAUCGCCUCAAUCCGCAACCCUGCCUCAAGAUCUCUCCAUGAAUGGCAUUUUUGCUGAGCCGUCCAACAGCAAUGGUACGGGUCUUCAUUUCCAAGAAACUCAAGCACCUGUGCGUGACAAAUCCUCAGUGCCUGAGGAAUCGCCUUACUCCGGAAGUGCUCAUGUUACUGGCUCUCCUGAUGACCUCACGAACCUACGACAUUCACCUGUCUUUGGGCAAAACACACAGACGUUGCCCAUGCCUUCACCUUCACGGCCCAUACCAGAAAAAGACUGCAAGGAUAAUAUACCUGAACUACAAAUGGCCGAAGUGAACCCUCCACCGAACGAACUACUUAGUCCAUUAACUCCUAGGUCACAGGCUGUUCACAUAUUGCGCCCUGAAGAUGAACCAUCUCAAUCUAUCGGUGAUCUCUCUGUAGUCGAUAUCGUGGAAGAUGCCCCCUCGUCUGCUUCAUCUCUGCUAUAUUUACCAUCUCAAACAGGGGAUGAGGAGCUUAGUUCCGAGUUGGAGUCUUCUCUUGACAAUAUAUCAUGUCUCAUAUCGUCACUUGCCCAAGUACAAGUUCGCUACGAUACCUUUCAACGUGCCUUCCGCGAUUGCCAUCUUGCCCUCAAAGACCUGAAGCGCUCUCUGUUGCCGUUAACCGAACAUUUAACCGAACCAAACACGUCUUCGGCGCUUGAAAGGGUCAUCGAGCGCCUCGAUGAUUUCAACGAAGACACGCGAGUUGAGCUGGAGAUCCGCAUUGCGGAUGAAGAACUUGUGGCACAUGGAUUUGAAACCCUUCUCGCCGUACCAGGCGCCAUAGCCGACGCUACUGAGCGUACCCAAGUCGAGCAAAACCUCACUGCCUUUGUGGACGGUACCGAUCCUGCUGUAGAUAGAGCGAUGCAUCGGUUUUCUCGCAAACUCGACGAUCUGCAGCACGACAUAGCGGCAGUCAAACGUGUUGUGCACGAAUUGCCCACUGUAGAUUCGAUGCUCAGUCCAGCUGCAGCUGCUGAAAGCCCUUCGAAAACGUCCUCGAACUGGUCUUCCUGGACUGCUGGCUUGCUGGGCGCUGGUGCGCCCCGCCCAUCCAGUCCUGCGCCUACUUUUGGGUCGGUUAUGACGUCUCCACGACUAAGGCACUCGCCAUCUUUCACGCGACAUCAAACAUCUUUACAUAGGUCGUCUGGAGAUAGCUCAGACCCACUUGCUAAUUUGGGACUGCGAAUACCUAUGCCUUCACUUGCCAUGUCAGUUCCACCAUCUUCUUCGCCUGUAGGUUUGGGAAUUGGAUAUUCUCCGGCUAGGGCCGGUUCUCGCCCCCGGACGUUGUCUGGGAUGUACAUGUUAGGUCUGGGGUCGAGGAGCACGUCACUGACUGCUUCGCCGUCAGCUGCUAAAAGCACAAGUCCCACUUCGCAACGCCAGCCUACGUUGCAUCAAAUGAAUGAAACUGUGGCGGUAGGAAAUGGGGCAGAAGAGCAGGAUAGUGGGAGUGACGUUGAGUAG